AGCUCCGGCUCCGGAGUCUGUAUCAGGGCAGAGCAGGCUGGUCUCCAGCACAGAGCGUGGGAGAGAGGGAGGAAGAAGGACCCAGAGGGGGGUGACGAGUGUGUGUCCCCUUGUGCCUGCCCGUCUGCCUGCACCCCAGGAAUGGGGGCCCCAGUAACCCCGGCCUGCCUGCUGCUCCUCCUGCACCUCACAGCUGGGACGUCUGCAGAGCCGCACUAUGUGGUGGUGAGCCCAGCCGAGCUCUACCACCCGCACUCGGGGACGGUGUCAGUUCAUCUCAGCGACCUCAAUGAGACCGUCUGGGUGAGCGUCCGGCUGGAGAGGGAGGAUGGGCCCAGCGCUAUCACCCUGCUGGAGAGAGAGGUCUGGGAGCCCCAUCUGCACGAGAACGUGCGCUUCCAGGUUCCAGCCCCGUCCGGGGGGCAGCAGGAAGUUGCAGAGCUGCACGUCUCGAUCCGGGGAGAUGCCCUGCAGUUCUCUGAGCGGAAGAAAGUGCUGCUGCGGGCGCUGCAGCCCAGGACCUUUGUGCAGACGGACAAGGCCGUCUACAAGCCGGGACAAACAGUGAAGUUUCGAAUCGUCAGUUUGGACAAAGACUUCAUUCCCAGUACCCGGAAGCUGCCCCUGGUGACCGUGCAGGAUCCCAGCGGGAACCGCAUCGCCCAGUGGCGAGAUGUGACUCCGCAGCAGGGCAUCGUGGAUCUGUCCCUCCCACUGUCUGCAGAGCCGGCCCUGGGGACGUACGCCAUCGAGGCGCAGGGGACGAGGCACUCAUUCAGCGUGGAGGAAUACGGUGCGCAGCGGGACCCAGUGCUGCCCAAGUUCGAAGUGACCCUGGAACUGCCCCCCGUGGUGACAGUGCUGGAUGAGAUGCUCCUGCUGCGGGUGUGCGGCCGAGACACCUAUGGGAAUCCCAUUCUGGGGAGGGUCGAGGCCAGCCUGUGUUGGGAGAUACCAUUUUACUGCACAUUGCUUCCUGGCAAGACUGACACCAAUGGCUGCUUUUCCAGAGAGGUGAACAUUCCUCGCUUACUGCCGACCAACUCUGGCUAUGGAAUGAGCUUCCAGGCCAAGGCGUCUCUCAAGGAGGAGGGGACAGGGGUGGAGCUCAACGCGACCAAGAGCUGCAAGAUCGUGUCUAAAAUCCCUAUAGUGACCUUUGAGGACGCUGACGAGACCUACAAGGCUGGAAUCCCCUACACUGGCAAGGUAACAGGAUUACCGGUGUGA
Chrysemys picta bellii (western painted turtle) is the source of this 1230-nucleotide messenger RNA. Lineage: Eukaryota; Metazoa; Chordata; Testudines; Emydidae. The record is from RefSeq and is a predicted model, not a curated record.